UGGACGAUUCCUAUAUAUGCGGAAAAUGAGAGAGAGCUGCAUGGUUUUUUGAAUAAUUUAUUCAUCUAUAUAAAAAACAAUGAUUCCUCUCAGUUCCAAAAGGCUACUCGGAUGCAAGUGGAUCAAUAAAAGGCGUAUAGCAAAACAGUUUCAUAUACGUCGUCCAAUACCAGCAGAAUGUCGCCUGGCAAUAACAUUAGUAUAUUUGGCCCAUGGAGUUUGCCGCCAGAUGUUGGCUUGGGCUUUUCGAGUAGGAGUAUCAACAAUUGGCAAAAUUUUAUUGGAAACAUCCGCAGCCAUUUGGGAUGAACUUUCAGGAAUAUACUUAGCGCAACUAAAUGAACAUGAGUGGAUGGAAAUGGCCGAUUCAUUUUACAUCAAGACAGGAAUGCCUCAUGUUGUAGGAGCUGUUGACGGCAAACAUGUCCAAAUCAAGUGUCCGCGAAAAUCCGGAUCACUGUAUUUUAAUUAUAAGCAAUAUUUUAGUAUUGUGUUGUUAGCCGUUUGUGAGAGCAAAUAUACAUUCACCGCAGUAGACAUUGAAGCUUACGGAAGCCAAAGUGAUGGCGGAGUGUUAAAAAUCAGUGGUUUUGGAAAUAGAAUAAUAAACGGAAUAAUGAACCUACCAGAAGUAGAAAAUUUUUCACUUAGUGCGAUAAAAUUCCCAUUUUCUUAUGUGGGAGAUGCUGCUUUUCCGUUGACAAAACAUUUGAUGAGGCCAUAUCCGGGAAAGUGUUUGGAAGCAAACAAAGACCACUUCRAUAAAUGUUUAUCCAGAGCGCGGGUUACAAUUGAAAAUACAUUUGGCAUUUUAGUGGUUAGAUGGCGAGUUCUCAAUAAUUCUUUGGAUAUGUYUCCCGAAAAUGCCAAUACCAUAGUUAGAGCUACAUUAAUUUUACAAAAUUUUGUAAAGUUCCAUAACGCCGAAUUCUAUUGUCCCAACAACUUCGUUGACCACGUAAAUGAAAGUGGCAUUCUAAUUGAAGGGCAGUGGAGACAAUUUGUAGCGCCAUUACAUCAGAGUACGAUAUUAUCAAGCGCUAACGCAAGACGAAGUGCUUUUGAUACCCGAGAUCUUCUUAAAAAUUAUCUCUUCUUUAAUAAAUAAGUAAAUAAUUCAAUAAAUGUAUUA
Bactrocera latifrons is the source of this 1132-nucleotide messenger RNA. RefSeq names its product putative nuclease HARBI1. Bases 80 to 1108 code for a protein of 342 amino acids. The record is from RefSeq and is a predicted model, not a curated record. Lineage: Eukaryota; Metazoa; Arthropoda; Insecta; Diptera; Tephritidae. The transcript has 2 exons.